AAAACUUGUAGCACUUAUGAAACAGUGUUGUUUAGAUAAACUUUAUUUUAUUUACUUUUAAAAAACGUACAAAUGAGGCAAUAUGUGCGACAAGCAGUUUUUAUUUUAAUCAUAGUAAAACUAUUUAUCAUUUAUUUUGCUGUUGUUCCGAAGUCAGUUACUAGUCGACUAAAAAGUUUUUUUUCUGUAUAUAAUAGUCGUCAAAAUACGAGUGGUAUCCAAGAACAAUUACCUUGGCAUAAAAAAGCAAAUAAGUUUGAAAACCUUAAUGAAAAUAUCAUUUAUGCAAAAUUUAACAUAAAAAAAGCCAAAAACCGCAAAAAGCUUAAUAUUAUAGCUAUAGUAUCCUCUGCACCAAAUAGAAAAGAUAGAAGAGAUGCAAUUCGUGAUACCUGGUGGAAUCAAUGCAAGUCAACUGACAGGGUUUCUAUAAAAUGCGUGUUUCUCACGGAUCGGAAAAAUCUAGACACAAAACUUGGUGAAGAUCUUUUGUUUGAGGCUAAAAAGUAUGGCGAUUUAUAUUUUCAAAAUUUAACCGGAGGUUACGAUUUCGGUAUGAGAUUUCUUUAUCAUAUGGUUUGGUCCAUGCAAAACAUAAACUUUGAUUAUUUUUUGCGUCUUGACGACGACUAUUUUGUAUGUAUGGAACGAUUUCUUGAUGAAGUUCCUAUGCCUCCCAAGAAACUUUAUCAUUGGGGCUGGGUUCAUUGUUCGUUAAAUAUUGUUCGUCCUGAAGAAAGCAUAAUUUUAUUAUCAAGAGACGUAAUUGAAAUAUUCUUAGGUCAAGAUCCUGAAAAAAUACUAUGCAACAGAUGGGCAGAUCAGAUGAUUGGCAUUUGGAACAACGAGCUUAAUCUUACAAAAUUAUAUCAUCAUGAUAACCGUUUGCACCAUCAUCCUCCAGCUCGAGAUAUUGAAAGUUUUAAAUCUCGAGAAAAUAUUUGCACUGAUUAUAUUGGUGUUCAUGGAAGUUAUCCAAUACAAAUGAGAACAUUGUGGAAAAACAGAGGUCCCAAAAAUUACAACAAAAACAACUCCCUUGAAAACUUUAGUAGUUUCUGUAUGUAUGACUCAAUUAUGGAUUGGAAAAGUUUUGAUCCAUAUUGGAGAAUUGAACCAAAGUUAUGCAAAACAAAUCCAAGUUGGGGUGGACCAUUUGGCACUACAUAUAUUGGAAGAGAGGGCAGUUGAUACGCGAAUAAUAAUAAAAAAUAAAAAAUGAAAAAAAAUUAUCCAUUUAUAAAAUCA
This is a messenger RNA of Hydra vulgaris (swiftwater hydra), 1248 nucleotides long. RefSeq lists its product as uncharacterized. Gene Ontology annotation, biological process: glycosaminoglycan biosynthetic process. The record is from RefSeq and is a predicted model, not a curated record. Gene Ontology annotation, molecular function: UDP-galactosyltransferase activity. Lineage: Eukaryota; Metazoa; Cnidaria; Hydrozoa; Anthoathecata; Hydridae. Gene Ontology annotation, cellular component: Golgi membrane.